AUGAUCCCCAUUGGUCAAGUCCGGCUGCUUGGCCUGCAGCAAUACAGCAAGCUAAAGGAUAGCGAGAAGAACCAUAAGCUGCUGGUGGAGCAGAACUUCCCUGCCAUUGCCAUUCACAGGGGCAUGGCCCAGGAGGAGAGGCUUUCCCGGUACCAGCAGUUCAAGCACUUCCAGACACGGAUCCUGGUGGCCACCAACCUGUUUGGCCGAGGAAUGGAUAUUGAGCGCGUCAACAUCGUCUUCAACUACGACAUGCCCGAGGAUUCCGACACCUACCUGCACAGAGUGGCCCGUGCCGGCAGGUUUGGGACGAAAGAUCUGUCCGUGACCUUUGUGUCCGACGAGACUGACGCCAAGACCCUGAACGAUAUGCAGGACCGCUUCAAGGUCAACGUGGCAGAGCUCCCAGAGGAGUUUGACAUCUCCACCUACAUUGAACACUCCAGAUGA
This is a messenger RNA of Salvelinus namaycush (lake trout), 450 nucleotides long. Its product is annotated as ATP-dependent RNA helicase DDX39A-like. The transcript has 4 exons. Lineage: Eukaryota; Metazoa; Chordata; Actinopteri; Salmoniformes; Salmonidae. Gene Ontology annotation, molecular function: RNA helicase activity; RNA binding. The record is from RefSeq and is a predicted model, not a curated record. Bases 1 to 450 code for a protein of 149 amino acids. Gene Ontology annotation, biological process: mRNA splicing, via spliceosome; mRNA export from nucleus.